Molecule: messenger RNA, 372 nt
Organism: Arxiozyma heterogenica
Lineage: Eukaryota; Fungi; Ascomycota; Saccharomycetes; Saccharomycetales; Saccharomycetaceae
Gene: NTF2
Product: Ran GTPase-binding protein NTF2
Exons: 1
Coding region: 1-372 (123 amino acids)
Biological process (GO): protein import into nucleus
Cellular component (GO): nuclear pore central transport channel
Molecular function (GO): nuclear import signal receptor activity
Source: RefSeq, a predicted model, not a curated record
AUGGAUUUUAACGCCUUAGCUCAACAAUUCACUGAUUUUUACUACAACCAAUUCGAUUCCGACAGAUCUCAAUUAGGUAACUUGUACAGAGAUGAAUCUAUGUUAACUUUCGAGACCACUCAAUUACAGGGUGCCAAGGCUAUUGUCGAAAAAUUGGUCUCUUUACCUUUCCAAAGAGUCUCCCAUAGAAUCACUACUUUAGAUGCUCAACCAGCUUCUGCUAACGGUGAUGUUCUAGUCAUGAUCACUGGUGAUUUAUUGAUUGAUGAAGAACAAAAUCCACAACGUUUCUCUCAGGUUUUCCAUUUGAUUCCAGAUGGUAACUCCUACUAUGUCUUCAAUGAUAUCUUCCGUCUAAACUAUUCCGCUUAA